This is a messenger RNA of Aegilops tauschii subsp. strangulata, 814 nucleotides long. Its product is annotated as 17.5 kDa class II heat shock protein-like. The record is from RefSeq and is a predicted model, not a curated record. NCBI's taxonomy places the organism in Eukaryota, Viridiplantae, Streptophyta, Magnoliopsida, Poales, Poaceae.
AUAAACUCCCUCCUCCUCGCCAUCGCAUCCCCACCAAAGCAUUCCACAAAAUUCAACAAGCAAUCCAACGCAGUCCAACCCGAGGAGAUCGACCGAGCUCGAGAUCAGCGAGCGAGAAUGGCGGGCAUGGUGUUCGGCUUGGAGAACCCAAUGAUGACGGCGCUGCAACACCUGCUGGACAUCCCAGACGGCGAGGCCGGUGCAGCCGGUGGAGAGAAGCAGGGCCCGACGCGCGCCUACGUCCGCGACGCGCGCGCCAUGGCGGCCACCCCGGCCGACGUGAAGGAGCUGCCGGGCGCGUACGCGUUCGUGGUGGACAUGCCGGGGCUGGGGUCCGGCGACAUCAAGGUGCAGGUGGAGGACGAGCGGGUGCUGGUCAUCAGCGGCGAGCGGAGCAGGGAGGAGAAGGAGGACGCCAAGUACCUGCGGAUGGAGCGCCGCAUGGGCAAGCUGAUGCGCAAGUUCGUGCUGCCAGAGAACGCCGACAUGGAGAAGAUCUCCGCCGCGUGCCGCGACGGCGUGCUCACCGUCACCGUCGAGAAGCUGCCGCCGCCCGAGCCCAAGAAGCCCAAGACCAUCCAGGUCCAGGUCGCCUGAGAUGCGUCUGCGUGCGCGUCGAAUCGAAGCAGAGCGUGAGUGGGAGCGAGUUUCCUGUGAUGAGUAAUGGAGUGUGUGUGUGUGUUUUGAUCUCAUCUGCUAGAGAGUGUGUGUGUCGUAUCGAUUCCUGCGCACUGGUGAUGGUUCGAUGUUUCGUUAAUGGAAAUGGGGAUGAUCUCUGGCUUCGCCUGAAUAAAACAUGCGAUUCUCUUGGCCA